Messenger RNA from Prunus armeniaca (apricot), 228 nucleotides. NCBI's taxonomy places the organism in Eukaryota, Viridiplantae, Streptophyta, Magnoliopsida, Rosales, Rosaceae. The record is from the annotation of a GenBank genome assembly.
AUGAAGGAGGUUAAUGAGGCUUUAGAUACUAAUGAGCAUGUUGUUUCGCUUGGAGAUUGUGAAGCUGUAGUUGAUGAAGAAGAAGAAGAUUCAGAGUUUGUGGAUAGUGAUUAUGAGUUUAGUGAAGAUGAGGAGGCAAACAAAGGUUGUAAUGCAGACAUCAAUAUGCCUUGUGAUGAAGAAGUGAAUGUUGAGACUGAAACACAAGGGGCCAGGAGAGAUUUCUAA